This is a messenger RNA of Lactuca sativa (garden lettuce), 2332 nucleotides long. RefSeq names its product CheY-like two-component responsive regulator family protein (gene APRR2). Lineage: Eukaryota; Viridiplantae; Streptophyta; Magnoliopsida; Asterales; Asteraceae. The record is from RefSeq and is a predicted model, not a curated record. Gene Ontology annotation, molecular function: transcription cis-regulatory region binding; DNA-binding transcription factor activity. Gene Ontology annotation, biological process: positive regulation of DNA-templated transcription; phosphorelay signal transduction system. Gene Ontology annotation, cellular component: nucleus.
UUUUCUUACUCUCCCAUUAAACUUGCAUUCAUUUGUCAGCCUUUUUUACUGUAUAUUUACUUACCCUUUUGUGUUCUUCCUCUGACCUCUAAAGCUUUCUUUUUUAAGCUAAUCAUUGAAUCUUUCUUGACAAAUUCCAUCUGUUGUUGUUUUGCCACACUGAAUCUUCAUUCCAAACACAUAUUAGAUGCUCACAUAAAUCGAAUCUUUUCUUGAUUUCAUUAUUCAUCUUUCAACGGAAGAUUGUACUUAUGUUAAAAAAACAUCAAGAUGCAAGAACUUCUAUGUGUUUUGUAUUCCGUCAGUGUGUGUGAAUAAUCGACAUGUGAUUUGCAUCAUGGGUUAUGACCUACAAAUAUUAUAUGCUUUUUUUUUAAUACUUUGAGUCAUUGUUAAAAGUGAAUCUACUUUUUGAGUAUUUUUUUUAUAUCUAUGGCUAUGCGUACUUACGAUAAACAAGAUGUCUUCAAUUAUGAAUUCUCAGAGUUUAUAAAUGAGAAAAUUAAUGAUGAUUUGAGAGAUCUGAUGAUAUAAACGAUGCCAGACAGCUAUGGUUUGCACUGCAAAUGAUUUAUUAGGGUGGAAAGAUUUUCCGAAGGGUCUUAGAGUCUUGCUCCUUGAUGAAGAUAUCGAUUCUGCAAAUGUAAUAAAAUCAAAACUUGAAGAAAUGGAUUAUGUUGUUUCUGCUUUCUAUAGUGAGAAUGAUGCAUUGUCGGCGAUUUCAGACAAAUCUAAAGGCUUCCAUGUAGCUAUAGUAGAGGUGAGAGCAGGUAACGAAGAUGGAAGGUUUAAGUUUCUUGAAAGGGCGAAAGAUUUGCCUACAAUCAUGACUUCAGAUGUGAAUUGCAUCAGUACCAUGAUGAAGUGCAUAGCACUUGGUGCAGUCGAGUUCCUUGAGAAACCAUUGUCCGAAGAUAAACUCCGAAACAUAUGGCAACAUGUGGCUCACAAGGCGUUCAAUGCAGGAGCUAAGGAUGAAAAUGAACUGUUGAAAUCCGAGGAAGCUUUGAUUCGUUUGGAAAAAGUAGGUAUAAAGCAAGAAAUCAUUCAAAAUAAAGAACAUAAUGAGGAGGUAUCGGUUGAAAGCGAUAAAUAUCAUGCUCCAUCGACCCCACAGUUGAAGCAAGGAAUGAGGCAUGUUGAUAAUGAAGAUCAAACGAAUCUCUCAACUGAGAAAGAGUGUGUAGAACAUGAUGGUGAGUCCAAAUUCGUCGAAAUUACUUGUGAUGAUCAUUUAGUCGUUGAUAAUGUUAUGGAGACAAACUUCUCAAAGAGUUUGGAAGAGGGAAUCAACAAGCCUUCAAGUAAUGAAUGUUGCCCCGAUCCAAAAGAUGGUAAGAAGCAAAAUGAAGCAUCCGAGCAUCCCAUUUCACGUUCUAGUAAAUCUGGUCGAAGAAAGGUCAAGGUAGAUUGGAGUAGUGAACUACACAAGAAAUUCGUACAAGCCGUGGAGCAACUUGGUGUUGAUCAAGCCAUACCUUCACGUAUAUUAGAACUUAUGAACGUAGAGGGUUUAACUAGGCAUAAUGUCGCAAGUCAUCUCCAGAAAUAUAGAUUACAACGGAGACAUAUUUUGCCCAAGGAAAGUGGCCGAAAAUGGCCUCAAACUAGACACCAUUCAACACCAAGAAACUACUAUCCACAAAAGCCCAUUAUGGCUUACCCUCCUCCAUAUCAUUCAAACCAAGUAUAUCCUACUUGGCCACCUCCACAUAGCUACCCUCCUCCACCUCAGACGUGGGGCCCACCAUAUUAUCCAACAUGGCAUUCUUCUGUAAGUUGGUUGUGGAAUCCCUACCAAGAGACACAAGCCGAAACUUGGGGCUGCCCAACCAUCCCAUCUCACCCAUCUUUUCCUCAAAAUGUUUCACAAUUUCAGAGUAACCGAACCAUGCCAAAUAAUUCAUUUGACCAUUAUCCGGGAGAUGAAGUCAUUGACAAGGUGGUGAAGGAAGCAAUAAAUAAGCCAUGGCUACCAUUGCCUUUGGGCCUGAAACCUCCAUCUACUGAAAGUGUCAUAUCAGAGCUUUCCAAACAAGGGAUCUCAACCGUUCCUCCCAAAAUCAACGGCUGUCAUUGAUGUUGAUCCUGAUGUCAGCCUCUGUACACAAUUGAUGUGUAUGAAUAUGAUCUCAAUAAAUUAACUCUGAUGUUAUACAAUGUUGUUCACGACUCACGAGAGUUCGAUGAUGUGGUUGUAAAUAGAUCUUGACUAAGCAUUUGAUUCGUGGGCCCACACAUUUUGAAUGUGAGCCCCACAUAUUGUGGGGCCCAUGUUAGUGGUGGUGAAUAACUGGCCAUGUGUAAUAAAGGUUGUACAUCUUUGAAGAGA